Molecule: messenger RNA, 1586 nt
Organism: Sus scrofa (pig)
Lineage: Eukaryota; Metazoa; Chordata; Mammalia; Artiodactyla; Suidae
Product: olfactory receptor 2W3-like
Biological process (GO): G protein-coupled receptor signaling pathway
Cellular component (GO): membrane
Molecular function (GO): olfactory receptor activity; G protein-coupled receptor activity
Source: RefSeq, a predicted model, not a curated record
CACUAAUGAUUAUUUUCUGUAGCACUUUAAAACCAAAGCAAAUUUUCACAAUGUAAAAUUGUGAAAGUAAAUUUAGAAUAUAAAAUUUAUAAACACAUUAUUAUUUAGGUUGUAUUAAAUUACAUAUAAGGAAAAAGUAAAAAGAAAUAAAUCAGUAUUGCAGUAGUAGUUGUUUCUGGAUGUGGAUAGUCUUUUCCUAUCCUUUACAUAUGUCUAUGUUUUCCAAACAUUCUACAAUAAUCUGUAAUUUUUUGUAUCCAAAAAUAAAUAAAAGAAUAAAAAGAGAUAUUCUUCCUAAAAUACAUAAUCUAUAUCUACACAGAAUAUUGACAUUUUAUGUAACUGUUUUACAUAAUCACUUGAUUAUUUUACACAAUCCUCCUCUUCUCUCUGUGGAUGACUUAGCCUUCUUCAUUAAGAACGUGAUGUGUUCUAUCUACUUUCCUGCAGGUGUAUACAGAUUAUCCACUGUCAUGACCAACCAGAGUUGCCAGGAACACUUCAUCUUGUUGGGUUUCUCAGACAGACCCAGGUUAGAGCAGAUUCUUUUUGUCUUUGUCCUCAUUUUCUACCUUGUGACUUUAGUGGGCAAUAGUGUCAUUAUCUUGGUUUCCUGCCUGGACCCCUGCCUCCAGACACCCAUGUACUUCUUCCUCACUAAUUUAUCCUUCCUGGAUCUCUGCUUUACCACCAGUUCUAUCCCCCAGCUGCUUUUCAACUUAGGCAGCCCAGACAAGACCAUCAGUUACAUGGGUUGUGCCAUACAGCUCUUCAUGUUCCUGGGACUGGGUGGUACAGAAUGUGUUCUUUUGGCAGUCAUGGCUUAUGACCGCUUCACUGCAAUCUGCAAGCCCCUCCACUAUUCCAUCCUCAUGCACCCUCAGCUCUGCUGGACGUUGGUGUCUGUGGCCUGGGGAGUUGGGCUUCUCAACUCUCUGGUUAUGUCUCCAGUGACUAUGAAGCUGCCACGAUGUGGGAGAUGCAGGGUGAAACACUUCCUAUGUGAGAUGCCUGCUCUGAUAAAAAUUUCCUGUGUGGAUAAAGUGGCUGUGGAGAGCACUGUUUUCAUUUUAUCAGUAAUAAUUGUCCUGGUGCCUCUGUUGUUUAUUCUCAUCUCUUACAGCAACAUUGCCCUAGCUGUACUGAGGAUCAAGUCAGCUGCAGGAAGAAGGAAGGCUUUCAACACAUGUGGGUCCCAUCUCACUGUAGUCUCCUUGUUUUAUGGGAAUAUUAUCUAUAUGUAUAUGCAACCAGGAAAUAAUUCUUCUCAGGACCAAGGGAAAUUCCUUACCCUCUUCUACAACUUGGUGACCCCCAUGUUGAACCCUGUCAUCUACACACUGAGGAAUAGGGAUGUAAAGGGUGCACUGAAGAGGCUUGUGUCUAGAAAGUAAGGUGACUGACUUUUCCUAAGGUUGCUUCUUUUACUUAGUUAAUGGAAAUAAAUAACUCAUGAAAUGAAAAAUUUAAAUUUAUGUAAAUAUUCCUAUCUACUCAAUAAAAACCUCCAGGGAUGGAGUUUGGGAGUAUGUACUAUAAAGCCCCAAAUAUGAUACUGAUGAUUAGCUAGCUAAUAAGUAAAAUUA